AAUAUUAUUACAGAAUAAAUCAACUUAAACUUUAAAUAACUUUCAAUAUUUUACUCUCUAUAAAAAUAUAUUUGUCAAAAUUAUACAAGUUGGAAAUGAACACAAGAUACAUCGAGUCAUUCAUAACAAUAAAAUUAUCUGGAGGGCCCAUAGAAUUAAAUAAAAUUACAACUUCUCCAAAUUCUUUAACUCCACACAGUAAGGUCGAGUUUGAGCCGGGCCCUUUUUGCUGUGAGGUACAACCACCGUGCAACUGUUUAGCCAUAAUACGAUUAUAGUUCAAGCUAAAGUAAACGUAAAUCUGUUUUUUUAAACAAACAAGAGUUUGUUUUAUUUUGAAAGACUUUCCUUUGGUGCCGGUUUGCUCCUUCAAAGUAAGAAUAUGGCGCCCUCUAGUGGCUUUUUUUUUAAAGAAAACUUGUCAUUCAUCUCUGAGUCCUUCCAUUCAAACUGCUUUCUGUUAUUCCUUUGAGGUUUUUCAGCACAGAAAGUGUUGUAUUUGUGUCUUUGUUUAUGCAAACACGAUGAAAGUGACCUCAUGAGAAUUUCCUGGCUGAUGUGCUGGUGUUGAAGAGCAUUGAUGAAGCUCAGGGACGCAGACAGGUUUCAUGUUUCACCACAGCAGCAGCUCACCUCCAGCGGAGCCGGGACAGUGGAGGAUGACUGGACAGGAGAGUUUCUCCUCCACUGACUGAGCUGGGUCAUCUUUGUUUUCUGGUUCCUGGCGUGAAACUCGAUAAUCUGCCCUCAGUGGAGCUGGUACCAGUUCUGUGAAGAGCCAGACACCCGAAGAGGCAGGCUGAGUGCGGUUUGAUCAUGCAGUCUCUGACAGCAGAGAUCCAGAGUUUUUCCAGGACAAGGCUGCGGAAGCAGUGCACCCGUGUGACAUCUCUGAGUGGCCGCCGCAUCAUCGAGACCUGGAAGGGUUCAACAAUUACAGUGGUGGAAGAUCCGGCCCCCUCAGAGAAGACACUGGGGUACAUCCCCGAUACUUCCUGGGACCUGCAGGUUGGCCUCGUCAAGCCUUUCCUGCUGCUGGGCUCUCAGGAUGCUGCAUGUGAUUUCAGCACUCUAAGAAAACAUAAGGUGUCUCACAUCCUGAAUGUAGCCUUCGGAGUGGAGAACGUGUUCCCCGACCUCUUUAUCUACAAAACUGUCAGCAUUCUGGAUCAUCCCGAUACAGAUCUGCUGCCAUACAUCCAGGAGUGCUGUGACUUUAUCCAACAAGCUCGCAAAGAGAAAGGGGUUGUGUUGAUCCACUGCAACGCUGGAGUUUCCCGCGCCCCCGCGGUGGUCAUCGGCUACCUGAUGGCCUGCGAAGGCCAGUCCUUUGAUGAAGCCCUCUCAUUGGUCCAAUCCGUUCGACCGGCGUCCGCCCCUAACCCUGGCUUUCUGGAACAACUCAGAAAUUACAAAUCACCAACAACAAACGGAUCCAAACACUGAAGGACAGAAAUGUUCUGGACGAGUACAAAAGUCAUUAAUUAUUGUACUUGACUGUAAUGGAAACAUUUGAAGACAUUUGAUGUAAAACUGGAGUUCAGUUAAAAGAUCUAUAAAAUUA
Molecule: messenger RNA, 1564 nt
Organism: Oryzias melastigma (Indian medaka)
Lineage: Eukaryota; Metazoa; Chordata; Actinopteri; Beloniformes; Adrianichthyidae
Product: dual specificity protein phosphatase 19
Exons: 6
Coding region: 817-1446 (209 amino acids)
Biological process (GO): protein dephosphorylation; regulation of MAP kinase activity
Cellular component (GO): cytoplasm
Molecular function (GO): JUN kinase phosphatase activity
Source: RefSeq, a predicted model, not a curated record